AUGUCAAGUGUAUCGACUAGCUCGCUCUCAAUAGACGAGAAAGAAGGGUGGAGACAGCUUCGGAAAGAACUGCAGAGUAUUGGCAUCACCCCCGAAAUCUUCACCCGGAACCGUAAUUUUAUCCUCACCUCUCUGCAAGCUCUAUCGCAGAACGAGAUUGAAGGCUGUCAUGUCAACUUUGCGACAGUAGAUUUGGGUCAGGGAGAAAUUUUCCCAGAAAUGCUUCGGGGGCCUUCAGAUAGUACUCCGGGGGCGGAAAUUGAGGAUGAGAUCCCCGUGACCACGGCCACAGACACUGAUCCCUAUCUCCCGGAGGAGGAAACGCUGAACGUCGAACCCCAGCUUCCGACCUACAGCCAAGGGACAAUCCCUAUCCUGGCACCCGGCAAAAAGUCCAAUCGAGUGGCGCGGCUACUUUACAGAAUCACUCACACCAAUGCUGAUCUCAUAAAGGCAGUGCGAAAUGGAAAUUUGGAUGAGACCAAAGCAGUCAAGAACGCCAUUUCCAGCCCUCAGGUCGCCAAAACAGCCGGUACGCAGGUGUUCACUGGCCCACCUCAACUGAACCUGGACACGGCCUCUCCAUCCGACGAAACGAUUGUCUUGUCAAAUGAGAAGAACUAUCCAGACUAUCCUGUCGAACAGUUUCCGGGCUUCUCAUCCGCUAUGCCCAUAUCCAACGCUCCGGACGAAAAUGGCGUUCUUGAUCACAAUUUUCAUGCCACCGGCGAAGCCAAGGUUCUGUUCCUUACUACAAGUAUUUUCGAGUUCAAUAUCGACAGUCCUAGACGCGAGGCCGGGUAUCCCUACCUAACCUACGGACUUGGGGAGAUGUUCAAUGUCAUCGGUGAGACCGGAGAAUUGUGGCUUGCUUAUAAUCAGGACGACUCUGCGCACCAAGUUGGAUGGAUCUGGCACAAGCACUUUGUCAAAAUUUCGUAG
Messenger RNA from Penicillium atrosanguineum, 942 nucleotides. RefSeq names its product Amino acid/polyamine transporter I. The transcript has a single exon. NCBI's taxonomy places the organism in Eukaryota, Fungi, Ascomycota, Eurotiomycetes, Eurotiales, Aspergillaceae. The record is from RefSeq and is a predicted model, not a curated record. The coding region runs from base 1 to 942 and encodes 313 amino acids.